ACAGAAGCGACAAAUAAAUUACUUUUUGCUGACUAAUGGGAUAGAACGACAGAGGGAAGGUCGAGAAAUGAAUGAAGACAACCAUGAAUCGUCAUCGAGCGGAUGCGAUAAUCAGAUUGAAUUCCUUGUAUCAGAAGCCGAGCAACGACGACGGAGAGUAAACCAUCUGGACACUGAAGUACACGGUCUUGGCUAUGAUCCAUUUUCAUAUUGUGGACGAAGGGUUCAUGUUUUGCUACUCACCAAGUUGAUUAGCGUGUUGACGAUACCCUUCUAUGUCGCCAUCAUCAUCUUCAUCUCUUUUUUUGGGAACGCAACUUCGGUGAUGUUUUCUGUGAUUAUUCUAGGGUCCGUAUUAAUUUCAACGUGUUACGGAGCAUUUCGUGGAGCUAAAAUGUGCCUUAUACCAUUUGUGAUAAUACAACUUGUAUUUUUAAUAUACGACUUAAUAUUAAUUACAAUUCUAUUACUGGCUGUAGUGUUUCCGAAGAUGUUUCUGUCAGCCCUUUUAAGGUUGCCACUUGAGGAUAUCCCGUUCGGGACGGACCAAGUACUCCUCGGCUGCAGUCUUCUUUUAGCUUUGCUUCUUGCCCCUUUAGUUUGGACUACUCAUGUUGUUUAUAUCGAUUUUCUGUUUAUUUCACAGGUUGAUGAAACUUUACACAUGUUAAAGGAGGCCAACCAAAAAGUUUCGCAAGAUGACGUGUCACCUAACCGUAUGAUGUUUUAGCGUAGAGAUACCACACUCACCAAAAACUCACCAGCCACAUGGUUUCCGCCUACUUCUACCAUUUUUUUCGACUACUUCUAAUCAUAAUUUUUGCGUGAUCUUCUCCAAGCUCUCUGUGUUAGUAAGCACUUUCACACGUUUUCUUCCAUUUUUUGAAAUUCGGGUUUCUGUGUUCUUGACGAGUGUCUAGCAUGUUGCUGUUACACCAUUACUUGUCCGCUUUCUUGUAUUUUUCUAUUGUUCAUUGAAAUAAAACAAUUUCUAAUAAAUUUCUAUUGAUUA
This is a messenger RNA of Caenorhabditis elegans, 1012 nucleotides long. RefSeq lists its product as uncharacterized. The record is from RefSeq and is marked reviewed. The transcript has 7 exons. Lineage: Eukaryota; Metazoa; Nematoda; Chromadorea; Rhabditida; Rhabditidae. The coding region runs from base 68 to 730 and encodes 220 amino acids. Gene Ontology annotation, cellular component: membrane.